UGCUUUUGCAUCAUUGCUAUUUCAACAUUGGGGAAACAGCAAGUUGGUCAUAACUUUUAGGUUAAAGCACCAAUUUACGAAUAUCAAGACAAGGAUUUAAGGUGUAUAAACAUCACGACCACUAUCAUUUUGUAAUUUGUUCCUUUAGCACGACAUACUUUCUACAAAGAUGGCGGCUGCAUCAGAGAUAAAACUUGGACAGAAACUUAAUGAGGGAAAGACCAAACAGAUCUUCGAAAUUGUGAACGAAACUGGUCACGUUCUGGUCCAGUCUAAAGAUCAAAUCACUGCUGGAAAUGCCGCGAGGAAGGACCAAUUGGAUGGCAAGGCCGCGAUUGCUAACAAAACCUCGAGUUCUGUGUUCAAUCUGCUGCAGAAGGCUGGAAUCAAGACGGCCUUUUUGAGGCAGCACUCAGAUACUGCAUUCAUUGCUGCUCAUUGUGAGAUGAUUCCCAUUGAGUGGGUGUGUCGGAGAUUAGCAACUGGAUCAUUCCUUAAGAGAAAUCCUGGGGUGAAAGAAGGCUACCGGUUCUCCCCAGUUAAGAUCGAGAUGUUUUUGAAGGAUGAUGCCAAUAAUGAUCCCCAAUGGUCAGAGGAGCAGCUUCUGGAGGCUCAGUUUUCUCUAGCAGGCCUUACCAUAGAUCGCUGUGAGGUAGACAUCAUGAACCAUACCACUGUGACAAUCUUUGAGAUCCUGGAGAAGGCUUGGGCCACCCAGAAUUGCACCUUGGUAGACAUGAAGAUUGAGUUUGGUGUGAAUGUGACUUCCAAAGAGAUUGUAAUUGCGGAUGUGAUUGAUAACGACUCAUGGAGACUGUGGCCAGCAGGAGAUCGGAGCCAGCAGAAGGACAAGCAGGUUUACCGAGACCUAAAAGAGGUUACCCCUGAGGCAAUGCAGAUGGUGAAGCAGAACUUUGAAUGGGUCUCUGAUAGACUCGAGCUACUAAUGGAGCCCCAGGUCAGUGGACGUGUGGUGGUGCUAAUGGGAUCCACAUCUGACCUGGCCCACUGCGAGAAAAUCAGAAAGGCCUGUGGAGCCUAUGGCAUCCAGAGUAUCCUACGAGUCACCUCUGCACACAAAGGACCAGAGGAGACACUCCGUAUAAAAGCUGAAUAUGAAGGUGAUGCCGUGCCAACUGUGUUUGUGGCUGUGGCGGGCAGAAGCAAUGGCCUGGGUCCUGUGGUGUCUGGAAACUCUGCUUAUCCUGUCAUCAACUGCCCACCAAUCACUCCCGACUGGGGGGUACAAGACGUGUGGUCAUCCCUCCGCAUGCCAAGUGGUCUCGGCUGCUCCACAGUCCUGUCUCCAGACGCUGCUGCUCAGUUUGCUGCCCAGAUCUUUGGGCUGUCAAACCAUUUGGUGUGGUCCAAACUGCGUGCCUCCAUGCUCAACAUCUGGGUGUCUCUGAAGCUGGCUGAUAAGAAGCUGCAGGCAUGCAGCGUUUAAGGCAUCCAUCCCAUCCCUGAGCUUUAACCUGAGAGUAGUAAAAUGUCUGUCCAUAUUUCCUGUCCGAUUUAAAUGUUAUCAUAAUGUUACUAACAAUUUGAUUAAUACUUAAUACUAAAAUCAAUUAAUUGAAUACAAAUGUAUACAAUAAAAUGUACUUCAAUCCCA
This is a messenger RNA of Osmerus eperlanus (European smelt), 1615 nucleotides long. RefSeq names its product phosphoribosylaminoimidazole carboxylase, phosphoribosylaminoimidazole succinocarboxamide synthetase (gene paics). Gene Ontology annotation, biological process: 'de novo' IMP biosynthetic process. Gene Ontology annotation, cellular component: cytosol. The coding region runs from base 170 to 1447 and encodes 425 amino acids. The record is from RefSeq and is a predicted model, not a curated record. The transcript has 9 exons. Gene Ontology annotation, molecular function: phosphoribosylaminoimidazolesuccinocarboxamide synthase activity. NCBI's taxonomy places the organism in Eukaryota, Metazoa, Chordata, Actinopteri, Osmeriformes, Osmeridae.